This is a messenger RNA of Penicillium hordei, 1011 nucleotides long. RefSeq names its product alpha/beta fold hydrolase. The transcript is spliced from 6 exons. The coding region runs from base 1 to 1011 and encodes 336 amino acids. Gene Ontology annotation, molecular function: hydrolase activity. The record is from RefSeq and is a predicted model, not a curated record. NCBI's taxonomy places the organism in Eukaryota, Fungi, Ascomycota, Eurotiomycetes, Eurotiales, Aspergillaceae.
AUGGAUAAACCCGCGGAGAAGAUCAGUUUCAAUGACCCGCAUGUUCAACGGCGGACUGCGACCAUCAACGGAAAAACCUACGCCUACCUUUAUGCCGAGCCAGUGCAUAAGUAUUCUCGAACGAUCUUCUUGAUUCACGGUUUCCCGGACCUCUCCAUGGGAUGGCGAUAUCAAAUCCCCUUUCUUUUAAAGCGCGGACUUCGUGUAGUUUGCCCUGAUUGUAUGGGGUAUGGACAAUCGGAUUCUCCCUCUGGCUCCAUGGUUCCAUUUGCCUUGAAAUCUCAGUGUGAGGACUUUUACCUCCUAGCAAAACAACUCGGUUGUGAGGACAUCAUACUAGGAGGUCAUGAUUGGGGAUCCGUGCUUGCCUCCCGAUUUGCGCUCUACUUUCCUGACUUCAUCACGCAUCUUAUCACAUUCGUUGUUCCCUACUUCCCGCCGUCGCCAAAAUACGUUGCUGUAAACGACCUAGUCAAACUACAGCCGUCAUUCGGAUAUAUGCUCCAAUUUGGGAGUGAAGAUGGUGUGAUCGAAUCACACACGCAAAACAAAGAGGGAAUCCGACAUUUCCUGAAUGCCUUGUACGGUGGGUUAACCCAGGACGGGAAAAAGGCCAUCACUGCGACAUCUGGCAUCGACUUCGAGUGUUUACCCCAGUUAUCGGCUGGCAAACUACUAGAUGAGGAGGAAAUGAACUACUAUGUCAAUGAGUUUUCACGGACUGGCCUCCGGGGCCCAUGCAACACCUAUCGUGUGUUUUAUCAAAAUUUCGUUGAUGAUUUGCCCCUACUCACUGAGAAUCCGAAAGAGGCGGUGAUCAAUUGUCCCACGCUUUUCAUUCGGGCGAUGGAUGAUUUUGCGAUUACUUCGAACAUGGUGGAGAAUAUGAGAGCAUAUGUUCCCCAUCUGACAGUUGAAGAAGUUCGCUCAUCGCAUUGGAUUAUGGUCCAGCGGUCACAGAAAGUGAACGAUAUUCUGGGGUUUUGGCUGCAGAAGCAGGGCAUCUUUUGA